Molecule: messenger RNA, 1008 nt
Organism: Glarea lozoyensis ATCC 20868
Lineage: Eukaryota; Fungi; Ascomycota; Leotiomycetes; Helotiales; Helotiaceae
Product: Protein prenylyltransferase
Exons: 1
Coding region: 1-1008 (335 amino acids)
Biological process (GO): protein prenylation
Cellular component (GO): cytoplasm
Molecular function (GO): protein prenyltransferase activity
Source: RefSeq, a predicted model, not a curated record
AUGUCAAGAGCACUGGACCCGGAGACAAGCGUGUCAGUGCAAGAUUCUCUACCAGUAGAAAUCUACGACCAAAUCGUCGCUGUAUUAUGUACACCACGCGACUUACCCUUGGAAAUAGAGCUUCUGGGAAAAGCGCAUCCCAUACCUUCAGGCGAAACUUAUCUACUUGAGGAAAACUACCUCGCUAUUCCAAAGGCCAAGCUCGUUCAAGCAUUUGUUGUCGCCCGCCAGAUAUUCUCAAAGCUGUUUCGGAAGUGCUCAGAAGAGAAGAGAGGUCAAUUGCGGGAUGCUACUGCAGUAAUGCUGUUGAUGGAUCCGGAACAUCUUACCGCAGCGAAUUUCAGGAAGUCUUACAUCCUGUACCAUGAGAAGGGUGAGAGGUUUGGUGAGGUUUUGAGUAGGGAGUUGCAAUUCGUGGACACCUACCUUACAGCUCGGUUGCAUAGACACACCAAAUCACCAAACUUAUGGAGUCAUCGACGAUGGCUAGUACAGCAAUACCGACGUGCAAAAUUUGAGGUUGAUGUGAAAGGCCACUUUGAAAAAAUCGUUCUCAUAGCGGCAGAGAGACAUCCCAGUAAUUAUUACGCUUGGUCACAUAUGCGCUGGCUCGUCGAUAAGUUCGCUUCAACACAAGUGUUUAAGCUUGGGUUAUUACCUGUCGUUCAAGAUUGGUGCUUGAGACAUCCAAGUGAUACUUCUGGAUUCUCAUUCCUGUUGUAUUGUCUCGACAUUCCCAGGAAGCCCGAGAUAGGUAAUCAAGAUGUAGUCGAGGUCUAUAAAGAGAUACUGAAUAUAGCUCUGUCCUUCAAAUGGGCUCAUGAGUCUGUAUGGGUGUUUCUCAGAACCGUAGCAGCUUCGGUAGCUGAUACUGAUGGUUCCGGGUUAUCAUUUGAAGAGGCGAUUGACACUGCUCUACAAGCCUUUGUUCAUGAUAAAAAAACACAACUUACGCUCAACUCAUCUAUGAAAUGGUAUACCGAGAAUCGUCAAACCGUAUCUUCUUGA